This is a messenger RNA of Photinus pyralis (common eastern firefly), 1596 nucleotides long. RefSeq names its product failed axon connections (gene fax). Bases 40 to 864 code for a protein of 274 amino acids. The record is from RefSeq and is a predicted model, not a curated record. Gene Ontology annotation, cellular component: cytoplasm. The transcript is spliced from 4 exons. NCBI's taxonomy places the organism in Eukaryota, Metazoa, Arthropoda, Insecta, Coleoptera, Lampyridae.
ACUAAACCGUUGCGUCUUUUACAGAAUGUGGAUCACAAAAUGAAAUUCCGCUCCAAAAAGGGGCAGCUGCCCUUCAUCGAACUGAACGGCGAGGAGAUCGCCGACAGCCAGAUCAUCAUCAAGGAGCUGACGCAGAAGUUCAACAACGAUCUGGACGCCGCGCUCUCCGCCGAACAGCGCAACAUCGCGCACGCGACGAUUUCGAUGGUCGAAAAUCACCUCGUGUGGGUCGUCAUGUGGUGGCGCACCAAAUUUCCCGAUCAGGUCCUCAAGGGGUACAAAGUAAACUUGCAGCACGCCCUUGGGACGAGAAUACCGAACGGCAUCCUUAACUUUCUCUUUAAAUUCGCGUUCGGACGCAAGGGCUCAAAGAAGGUGAAGGCGCAAGGGAUGGGCGUCCACUCCGCCGACGAAAUCAACGAAUUCGGACAGGGCGAUCUCAAGGUGCUCUCCGACAUGCUCGCCGACAAACCCUUCUUCUUCGGCGACGAGCCCACGACGUUGGACGUCGUCGCCUUCUCGAAUCUCGCUCAGAUCUACUUCAUCGACAAGGAGGUCAGCUACCCGCUUCGCGACUACAUGACGGAGCACUGUCCCAAUUUGGUCGGGCUGGUGAAUCGCAUGAAGGAGCGCUGCUUCCCCGACUGGGACGAUAUCUGCGCGACUCUCGACCUCAACUCGCACCUUCCCAAGCCGGUCGAGGACGAGGGUAAGGAUAAGGAGGGCUGCAAGGAGGAGAAGGAGGGCGAUAAGGAAAUGGAGCCCGAGGAUAAGGAUAUUGAAAAGGAAAAGGCUGAUGAAAAAGAAAAGGAGCAGGAGAAGGAGAAGGAUAUAGAGGAGAACAAAGAGAAGGAGGGUAAAUGAAGAGGUUGUAAGUUUCCAAAUCUUUCUAUGUCCCCCAUGUCCUAAAAUCGAACAGUUAUGAUUUUCAAGAAAGUUCGUGCAAGUUGUAGUUUUAAGAGUCAUUUUAUAUUUAACCGUUUUUUAUAAAUCGACUUACGUAGCUUCCGUUUCACUUCUCAUUUUGUAAUUUAAUGUAUUGGACAAAAAUAUUUCGUUAUCGUAAGGGAUAUUUGUAUAAAUAAAUAGCUAGAUUUUUUAUUGUAAGCAGUUGUAUGUUUGCGAAGUGACAGACGGCGCGCCGUCAUGAAAUGGGGCCGCCCUCUGCGACUUGUACAUGUUAGUGCAGUCUUUAAUGUACGAAAUUAUUACCCCAAGUAGCGUUUGCAUUUUCUAUAUUCAUUGUACUCAUUCCACAUUGCAUCACGACAACAACAAAACUAACAUUAGCUUAAAGAAGACAAGACAAAUUGUAACAACAUUUGUAUUUUGUAGAUUUUUUGUAUUUUUUUAAGACCAUAAUUUUAAGAUUAAUUGCUAAGAAAUUUUUCUAUCCAUCGCUAAAUUGUAAAUUCGUUGAAAGUGGUAAAAAAAAGAAGUUGCAGCAGUUUUUCUAAAGCUCAAAAAAGAGUAGAUUAAUUGAUUAAUUAGCGUGUUAAAAUUUAAUUUUAAGUAGAUUUUAUUAUUGUAUGUUUAUUGGACAAAUGUGUUGUAUGCUAUUACAAUUUAAAUAAAUAUACAGUAAUUUUAGGAGAA